UCCCCAGCUUGCAACCAGACUUUUGGCCCACAAAAUCCAAUCUCCUCAGGAGUGGGAGGCUAUGCAAGCACUUACAGUUCUUGAGACGUGCAUGAAGAAUUGCGGAAAACGAUUUCAUAAUGAAGUGGGAAAGUUUCGCUUUCUCAAUGAACUCAUCAAGGUGGUGUCACCCAAGUAUUUAGGUACCAGGGCUCCAGAACCAGUGAAGAAGAAGGUUUUGGAAAUGAUGUUCAGCUGGACGGUGAGGCUGCCAGAUGAGACCAAGAUAGCAGAGGCAUAUCAGAUGCUGAAAAAACAGGGUAUUGUCAAGCAGGAUCCGGUGCUUCCUGAUGACAAGCCCCUCCCACCCCCUCCACCCAGAGCCAAAAGUGCCGUCUUUGAGGAUGAGGAGAAAUCCAAGAUGCUGUCUCGCUUAUUGAACAGCACUCACCCGGAAGAUCUAAGAGCUGCAAACAAGCUCAUUAAGGAAAUGGUCCAGGAAGACCAAAAACGAGUGGAAAAGGUAUCAAAGCGAGUGAACGCCAUCCAGGAGGUGAAGGAGAGUGUCAGCCUGCUGAGCCAGCUUCUGGAGGGCUACAGCAAAGAGAGCUGCUCCCAGAGCAACCAAGAGCUCAUUAAGGAUCUUUAUCAGCGCUGUGAAAAGAUGAGGCCCACGCUAUUCCGAUUAGCUAGUGAUACAGAGGAUAAUGACGAAGCCCUAGCGGAUAUCUUACAGGCCAAUGACAGCUUAACACAGGUCAUCAAUCAGUACAGACAGCUGGUAAAGGGGGAGGAGGUGCCAAAAGAUGGCGAUAGCCACGCCCUCACAACCAGCAAUAGCUCAGCACUUGUGGACCUGAUGGGACUUAAUGCAUCAGCCAACACAGCACUCUCCAACCCAGAGUCCUCCAGUCUGCAGACCCUGACUCAGAGCAUGGGUAUCAACCUCUUGGAUGAUGAACUCAUGUCUCUGGGACUGAAUGUAACAGAAAACUGCGUCUCCCAGAACACUUUUCAGUCCUCUAAUAGCACAGAAUCAUCUGCUCCAUCAGUACCAGCUACUGUCUUGCUACCAGCUGUGGUCCAAACACAGCAGGCUCUACCAGCAGGGGGCUCCACUGCUCCACCUAAAGCCAUGGAAGAGCUGGAUUUACUGGGGAAGACUUUGCUACAGCAGUCCUUACCUCCUGAGAGCCAGCAGGUUAAAUGGGAUAAGCUCCAACCUCAGUCCAGAGUCACUUUACGAGAUCUCCAGACCAAGUCCAGCACCAACUCUAGACCUGCUCCUCCUGCAACCACCACCUCCUCUGGUCCCGCUCUUCCUCCGGGGCCCAUGUCUAGCCUGGCCAUCCAGUCGGAGCAGCCUGACGCUCUCCUCCUCUCCAACCUCAGUCUCACAGCUGCUGAGAAAGGCGUGUCACCUGCUGCCGACCUUUAUGACAACAUCUCCUUAGCUGACGUAACUGUGCCUCUGGAAUCAAUCAAACCUAGCAGCUUAUUACCAGUGACUGUAUUUGACAAACACAGCCUGCGGGUUUUGUUCACCUUUGCCCGUGACUGUCCUCCAGCACGGCCUGAUGUGCUGGUGGUGAUCAUCUCCAUGCUGUCCUCAGCUCCCAUUCCUGUCACCAACAUUCGCUUUCAGGCAGCUGUGCCCAAGGUGAUGAAAGUGAAACUGCAGCCUCCCUCUAGUACUGAGCUCCCAGCAUUCAAUCCCAUCAUGCCUCCAGCUGCUAUCACACAGAUCCUGCUACUGGCUAAUCCUCAGAAGGAAAAAGUACGUUUGCGGUACAAACUAACAUUCAACCUGGGGGACAAAUCUCACGAUGAAUCAGGUGAUGUGGACCAGUUUCCCCCUCCAAACACCUGGGGGAGCCUCUAGUGAGAAGGACCAACCUUCCUAUCAUCCAGUCUGCUGCUUCCUUUAGAUUUCGGUUAAAGUUGUCUCUCAUCCCUGGCAGAGGCAAGAUGGCCUCUUUUUCACAUCAGUGGUUUCUAAAGUUUGGUAAUACAAACUGACGUGAGACCAGUUGUGGGAGCCAGCUUCUACCUUGUGCCUUCCUUCACAGCCUUCCUGUCCUUAUUUGAUCAUCUCCGUGUUCCUGUGUUUUGUAGCUACUUUUUCUUCUUUCAACAGUCACUUCAAUGCAGAGAUAUAUAGCAAACUAUCAGAAACAUUGACUCAAUGCAAUGACUUCUGAGAAAACAAGUUGAGUCUUAAAAAAAACAAAUGUGUGCAUUUGUCUGAUUUACAUACUGCUAGUCCCAUGUCAUGUGAAUUACUUGUAACAGCUGGCGUCCAACAUUAUUUGUUUUUUGUUUGUUUGUUUACAACACUCAAUCUGAGGCAAGUGUCUGAUGCAUUCUUAACUUAAGAGUAUUGUCACAAUGUGUGUGUCCAGUGUUUAUUUUGAAUGUUUGUUUCGUUACUGUGUCUCAGUUAAAUGUUAGUCAGCUAAAUGCUUAUAGCUAUAUUUUAUAAGUGCUGACAAUCUUAUGAAAAGCCAAAAGAAACCCCACUACAUUAAAUUCAUGAUAUGGAAUAAGAACUAAAAUGAAUUUCCCAUCAAAUGAAGAGUCAAAUAGUGUCAUGCUCAACUCAUUAGAAAAACCUCUUCCACUUUACCCCAUAAUGAAAACAGUUAUUUAUUUGCCAAGCACAGAGUUGCAUAUGGAAAUAAUCAAACUAGAUGUAACUGUCAGCUCCUGCAUUUUAAAUCAUCAUAGUGGUUUUCCUUUUGAUCCAGUCAGUUCUGAGUAUGAGGAAUUAAUCUGAAAGGCUGUAUUAACUGUAAAAGAACCAGGAGUUUAUCCAAGGAGCAUACAUAAUGAGUGGGUGCAUUUUUAAGUAUUGUCUUGGAUUUAAUAUUUAUGUAUAAUACGUAUGUUGUUUUCUUUGGAAAGGAUUACAGUAGGGCGGUGUGUGUUUAAGUCGUGGCAGUGGUCCUUUUUCACAGCAACAUUAAAUUGUCUGUGUCCCAGUAAGCCAUGACAGUGGGGCAGAAAGCCAGCAUGCACAAUACCAGGACUCAGAAACUGAAGCAGCAAAAUGGAAUUCAGAUAUUCUACAUUUUAUUAUCUACACCUGGGCUUUUUCCCACUGUGUUGUAUCAGAAUAUAUUCUGUGAAAAAAGGCCCGUGAAGGAAGGGCACUAAAUCUCUGCUCCUUUAAAAUCAAGCUUUUUUUUUCCCAUUUCUGCACUUUUCUUUGUUUUCAGAAGAUUGGGACACUAUUCUACAUUAUGUUUCACUCAGGAUUUUGAUUUGGAGAUUUUCUUCUUACUCAGCCUCAACUCACCACGCACUUAUUUUGUUUAAAAUUUUGCACAUGAAACCAUUCCCUUUUCAGAGUAACUUGUCUUUCCUCAUUCGCUGCCUUUCUACUGUUGAUUGACCCAAAGAGGGACAUGUGAAGUCCUGAGUUGACGUCGCUGACAUCCAGUUCGAUUCUACCACAUGUGCCUGAGAUGAAACUUUUGAUUUUCAUUUGCUUUGUACAUAUAUGUAUACAAAUGACUGGUUUGAUCUUUGUUUCUGUUUUCAUAUCUUCAUGUCCUUAUCAAAAAAGACUUUGUGAAAAUGACACAUCAAAUGAUGUUACAGAAUCAUCAGAAUAUCCGUGGUCACUCAGUUGAUUGGAGCACGGGUCUAUGAUCACUUCUUAGGGUCUUAAAAGACUAAAAUAAAAUAAGAUUAGAGGCAGACUGAUUCCAACUGAUAAAUGCACUUCUGAAAUACAUGUGAAAUGCGUGUAACUACAGUAGAGAUAAAGCUGGAGCUUCAAUUUAUAAUAUAAUGGAUCCACAUCAGAAUUACCCACUGAGUAAUAAUGAUUAAGUUUAAAACAUACCUGCGAGGUGCCAUUAAUCAUCCUGGUAGGUAGCUAAUCAACCAUUUCAUUAUAUUUACAGAUAAAUUUACAUUGCUUACUUGUCUAGGACUGGCAAAAAAAGAGCAAUAAUCAGACGAAAACUAGCCUCAGUAAUAACAUUUCACAGCUCAGAUUGUAAAUAAAGAACAUUUGUGCUCCCAGCAUGACUUAUUGUAAACUAUGCAGUGAGGGGGCUGUUACAGGUUUGCCAGGUUUACAUCAACUCAUUCAGAUCAGAUGUAAAAACAUAUGGAAAUUUGCCUUUUGUCAUUACCAUAAGAGCUGUGUAUAUGGCACAGGCCUUCUCCAUCCACACAACCUUCAUUAGUAGUGGGUGCUCUAAUUAGCCACAUUUGUCCUCCUUUAGAGAAUGUUUUGGGAUGAUGACAACAGAGACUGCUUGAUUUGUUAGAGGUCUUAGGGAGUAAACUAAGCAAGUCAUCUGUGAGUCUGGAACCAAAUACGUGUCAAAGAAAUUGAUGCAUUAACUGACCCUGAGCUACAUGCCAGCACAUCAAUUACAGCAUUUCCAUUUCAUGUCUGGGUUUAGUGUUCAUUGAGGUGUAAAAUUUUAGUUCCCCUUUCAACAAACCUGUUACAGAUUACAGAUCCUAGUUCUGGGUGAUGCAAGUAUUGAAUAACUCCUGUAAUUCAGUUAUAAGAACACUCAAAUAUGAUCAAGCGUGGUGUAUGUAAUGCUGCCACCCUUUGUCCAGCUUUGGGAAUCCGGAAGAGUUUGAGUGACGAGGCCUUUAUAAAUAUAUUUAUGAGGAAGGGAAAAAUUCUUUUCUGUCUGUGCUCCUACUGUAAAUAAAGACCAUUAUGUAUAUUUACCAAUAAAGGCAACAUGUGUACAUACUGCUGGGUACAAACUGAGAAUGUGGUACGACUGUAUAUUUAAGUUACAUGUAGUCAUUUGUACAGGGAAUUCACCUGAUGUACAAGUAAUCUGAUCAAUAACUUGUUCAGUAGAACAUCAAGUUUUGAUUCAUUUAUUUAGAAAGAAAACACAGUAAAAAGAGCACAAUGAGUGAAAGAGGAAACAAGCAUCAAAUGCAAUUUAGUAAACAAUCCACACAAAAAUAAAUCAGCAUCAGCUAAUCUGCUUAUUCAAAUAUGUGAGUUACAAAUAAUACAUCCAUUUUGACUGGCUACAGGACAGAAAAAAAACUAAAGGCAUGCGUGACAAAUGCACCUAAAUCUACAGCAACAGUUCAUUACACUAAAAAAAAAAAAAAAAAACUAAAACUAACAAAUAAGAUUCACAAAUUUACAUGCAUUGCUUGAACGUUUAGAAUGACUCAAUCUCAAAAUAAAAGCUAUAAUUAGAAUACAUUGCUGAUCAAAAGCUAAGUUUCCCUUCAACUGAACAAGGCAAAGAUUUUGAAGCUAGAGAAAAACAUGACUGGAAUGAGAUGGUUUCUGUUAGAAGUUAUUUUGCCCAUAGACCAGCACUCUCACACUGAGGCCUGAGUAUAUGCCUGUUUUCAUUCUAGACAAACACAGCUGAAAUUAGAGAGGAAGAACAAACCGGUAAAAUCCAUUGUUUUGGUGUUUGGCUGAAAUGAAAACAUAACAAACUUUUCCCUCCAUGAUAAAUGGUUGAGAGUGACUGCAUGAGACCUUGGACAAUGAUGAUCUACAUUGAAAAA
Lates calcarifer (barramundi perch) is the source of this 5502-nucleotide messenger RNA. RefSeq names its product ADP-ribosylation factor-binding protein GGA1. Gene Ontology annotation, molecular function: small GTPase binding; phosphatidylinositol binding; ubiquitin binding. The record is from RefSeq and is a predicted model, not a curated record. Bases 62 to 1861 code for a protein of 599 amino acids. Gene Ontology annotation, cellular component: trans-Golgi network. Gene Ontology annotation, biological process: vesicle-mediated transport; intracellular protein transport. Lineage: Eukaryota; Metazoa; Chordata; Actinopteri; Centropomidae. The transcript is spliced from 15 exons.